Messenger RNA from Choloepus didactylus (southern two-toed sloth), 1419 nucleotides. It is a transcript of the gene CFAP68, whose product is annotated as chromosome 6 C11orf1 homolog. The record is from RefSeq and is a predicted model, not a curated record. Lineage: Eukaryota; Metazoa; Chordata; Mammalia; Pilosa; Megalonychidae. The transcript is spliced from 5 exons. The coding region runs from base 519 to 788 and encodes 89 amino acids. Gene Ontology annotation, cellular component: nucleus.
CUUGGGUUCUCAGGGGCGCUCGUUUCUUACGUCACUUCCUUCGCGGUUCUCGGGCCCACCCCCUCUCCAUCCGUCACUGGUAGAGGACGUGGCCUCUGGUUGCCUUGAAAAUCCUGGAGCAGCUCUUCUCAGGGAUGACAGUAACCACGAGUGCAAAAGCGAAAUCCCCACUCUCCUGUCCCCCUUAUCCCUCAGCCUCUCGGAAAGAUCAAAAUGCCUUUUAGGCUGUGGACGGCCCUAUGCGACUUCGUCACGCCUACAUGAGGUCACAGUCAUCUGUGCCGGAGGGGCAGGCCAAGGGCGAGGCGACUUCCGAGUGAAAGAAGCAGGGGCGGGGGCGUGGGGCUGAGGCGAAGGGGAGGUUGGGCUGGGUCCUGCAUGUUCUUAUCGCAGAGGAUUUUGUAAUUGACUUCGUCUCGUCCGGAAUGGCUCUCUCCCACUGAGUCUGCUGUCCAAAAUUUCCCCAGUAUGGAUGGAGAUGUACCACUAAUGAGAAUGCCUAUUCGAACCAUACUUUGAUGGGCAACUGGAACCAGGAAAGAUAUGACCUAAGGAAUAUCAUGCAGCCAAAGCCCUUACCCUCCCAGUUUGGACACUACUUUGAAACAACAUAUGAUGCAAGCUACAACAAAAUGUCACUUUCAACCCACAGAUUUAAGCAAGAGCCUCACUGGUUCCCAGGACAUCAACCUGAAUUGGAUCCUCCUCGAUACAAAUGCACAGAAAAGUCAGCUUAUAUGAAUAGCUAUUCAAAACCUCAAAUUGAUUAUCACUCUGGGACAAUAUAAUAUAUGAGCAUAUGGGUAUACCUCCCAAACCUUCAUUCUUUUAUAUUUCAUAUAUAGAUCUGGAAUUUGUGUUGUAUAUGAAGUGAGGUAGGUACCAAGUUUCAUUUUUUUUUUCUAUAUGGCUAUCUGAUUGUCUCAGCAUUAGCUAUUAAAAAGACCAUAUUUUCUCCACUGCUCUUCAGUGCUAUUUUUACUGUAAAUCAACUGUCUGUGAAUGUGUAAGUCUGUUCCAGGGCUUUCUAUUAGAUUCUGUUGGUCUAGUUGUAAUUCCUUGUACCAAUACCUCACCAUCUUAAUUACAAUAAUUUUAUAAUGUCUUAGUACCUAAUAGAUGAAGUCCUUUCACCUUGUUGUCUUUUAAGAGUGCCUUAAUUAUUUUUGACUCUUUGCAUUCCAUUUAAAUUUUAUAUCAACCUGUCAAGUUCCAUAAAAAGAAACCGUUAGGAUAAUGAUUGAAACUGCAUUGAACUGUUAGGUCAAUUUUAAAAGUAUUGAUUUCUUUACAUUAUUGCAACUCCAAAUACAUAAUCAUGGUAUAUCUCUCCACUUAUUUAGAUCUUUAAUUUCUCUCAGUAAUGUUUUAUGGUGAUCUGCAGAGAGGUUUUACACCAACAUAUCUUUUCUUUGAUUU